AUGUCGUUCGCAAACACUGUUGUAAUUUUGGGUUUAUAUCUAUUUAAUUUUUGUAAAUGUAACGACUUGUACAGUGACAGAGUUUUAAGCUAUGACGAGGAAACAUUCAAGAAAAAUAUUGGUGGUAGUGUACCUCAUUUUGUGAACUUUUAUGCUCCUUGGUGUGGCUACUGCAAACGUUUGAAACCAGUAUGGGAUGAACUUGCCGAAAAGUAUAAUGUUGAUUCAACUGUUCAGAAACUUGCUAUUGCAAAGGUUGAUUGCACUUCUGAUACUCCAUUAUGUGUAGAAGAAAAUAUUUCUGGCUAUCCUUCACUUAUAUAUUAUCCAGCUAAUGAGAUGAAAGGUGAAAAAUAUCAAGGAAAACGAGACUUAACUGGACUAGAAGAUUUCAUUUAUAACCAUUUAGGCAGAAAAGAAAAACAGCCAAAAGUUUCAUCAUCCAAGUUGGCAUCCACUGCUGAAAGCGUUGCAUUCGUUCUUAAUGAUGAAAACUUUCACAAUACCAUUGACAAGGGACUGCAUUUUGUCAAAUUCUAUGCUCCUUGGUGUGGACAUUGUAUGAAAAUGGCACAUGCUUGGGAAGAACUGGCAGAAUUUUCUCAAAACGAUAAAUCUGUUACCAUUUCAAAAAUUGAUUGCCCUGCUAACAAAAAAUCUUGUGCAGAGUUUGAUAUUAAAGGAUUUCCUACACUGUUAUGGAUCGUUAACGGGAAAAAGAUCCAGAAGUAUCAAGGAGGAAGAAAUUUAAUGGAUUUUAAGAGAUUUAUUGCGGACAUGAAAGCUGCUCAUAAGGACGAAAUUGAGAGUGAAGAGGAAGAAAAAGUGCCAGAAGAGACAGAAAAAUCAGAUAAUAUAGUUGUUGAGCUCUCUGGUGCAAAUUUUGAUAGUGCCAUUGCUAAAGAUUUCAGCUUUGUUAAAUUUUACAUGCCUUGGUGUGGUCAUUCAAAAAGACUUGCACCGGUAUGGAAUGAGCUUGCUAAAAAAUUUGUUAGAAGUACUGAAAUCAAAAUUGCUGAAGUUGAUUGCAAUCAAGAUGAGGAGUUAUGUCAGAAAUAUAAAGUUGUAGGCUACCCAACAAUGCUCCUGUUUAGAAAUGGAGAACAUGUUACAGAGUAUGUAGGUCCUAGAAAACUAGAAGACUUACAUAAUUUUCUACAAGACUAUCUUGUACAUAGUGAGCUAUAAAACAAUUACAUCAAGCAUAAACGGUUAUCAAGUGAGGCAUAUGCUCAUCCUAUCAAGAAGUGCUCAUAUGAAAAGGAACAAACUGUCACCUUCAUCAUUCUACUCGAUUUCAACAAAGAGUCUACAUAAAGAUAUGACUGUAAGAACCUGAUAUUUUAAGCAGAACUUUUAAUACCUUAUGUUUUAAUGAAUCAAGCAGUUGAAUAU
This is a messenger RNA of Uloborus diversus, 1395 nucleotides long. RefSeq names its product thioredoxin domain-containing protein 5 homolog. Gene Ontology annotation, molecular function: protein disulfide isomerase activity. The transcript has 11 exons. Gene Ontology annotation, biological process: protein folding. The coding region runs from base 1 to 1188 and encodes 395 amino acids. The record is from RefSeq and is a predicted model, not a curated record. NCBI's taxonomy places the organism in Eukaryota, Metazoa, Arthropoda, Arachnida, Araneae, Uloboridae. Gene Ontology annotation, cellular component: endoplasmic reticulum.